GGGGUGACUCAGCCGCCUACGUCCUUCCCGUUCUCCUCCACACUGGAGAGGGCAGCAGAGCAGGACAGGGAGCAGGGACACAGCAGCAAGAACCUGCCAACCCAGGGGCUGCCCCAGCCAUGGAGCCUGGUGACCCACAGCGGAAAAGAGUCGCGGUUGUCGGCGGUGGUCUGGUGGGUGCAUUGAAUGCCUGCUUCCUUGCUAGACGAGGCUUCCAUGUUGAUGUUUAUGAAGCCAGAGAAGAUAUCCGGGUGUCCAGCUUUGCCCGGGGCAGGAGCAUUAACUUGGCCCUGUCCCACAGAGGACGCCAAGCCCUCCGAGCCGUGGGGAUGGAGGAGCAGAUUGUGUCCAAAGGCAUUCCCAUGCGAGCAAGAAGGAUACACACACCCUCGGGGAAGAAGUACUCUAUCCCCUAUGGGAAGAAGAACCAGUACAUUCUCUCUGUGGACAGAGCAAACUUAAACAGAGAGCUGCUCACAGCUGCUGAGAAGUACUCCAACACUAAACUGUACUUUGGACACAAGCUCCUGGGGUGCAACGCAGAGCUGGGGACGUUAACCAUAAAAAGGAGUGACCAGCAGCCAUUGGAAGUCACCUAUGAUCUCAUUGUGGGAUGUGAUGGAGCCUUCUCAACAGUCAGGAAGCAGUUCAUGAGGCAAACACGCUUUAACUACAGUCAUGAGUACAUUCCUCAUGGCUAUAUGGAGCUGACCAUCCCUCCCAAGGAUGGAGAUUUUGCCAUGGAACCAAACUACCUCCAUAUCUGGCCAAGAAACACCUUCAUGAUGAUUGCACUGCCCAACAUGGACAAGUCCUUCACCUGCACACUCUUCAUGCCCUUUGAGGAAUUUGAGAAGCUCACAACGGGGGAUCAAGUGCUGAGGUUUUUCCAGACCCACUUCCCAGACGCCAUCCCCCUCAUUGGAGAGCGAGAGCUGAAGCACGAUUACUUUUUGCUGCCAGCCCAGGCCAUGAUAUCUGUGAAGUGCUCCUCCUACCACCUGGCUUCCCGGUGCGUGCUGAUGGGAGAUGCCGCACAUGCUGUCGUGCCCUUCUACGGACAGGGCAUGAAUGCAGGCUUUGAGGAUUGUCUGGUCUUUGAUGAGUUAAUGGACCAGUUCCACAAUGACCUUGGUGCCUGCCUCCCUGAGUUCUCCAGGCUGAGGGUGCCAGAUGACCAUGCAAUCUCGGAUUUAGCCAUGUACAACUACAUAGAGAUGCGUGAGCACGUGAAUUCAACGUGGUUCAUCUUCCGGAAGCACGUGGACAACUUCCUCCAUACCCUCAUGCCUUCCACCAUCGUCCCCUUGUACACCAUGGUGACCUUCACCAGAAUUCGCUACCACGAGGCACUUCAGCGCUGGAAAUGGCAGAAAAAGAUAAUCGACCGAGGGCUCCUUGUGCUGGGGGCAGCAGGACUGGGUGGCACCUGCCUGCUCGUAAAGCGUCUGGCGCGGGACCUGGACUUCCACCUGGAGAACUUGUGGGACUGGUCCAAUUAUCUGAAGAGUAUUGGAAAUUUUCCCUUUGGCAAACAAGCGGCUUAAAAGGAAGAGGGAGCUCCUGGUUGUAAUAAAGGUGAAGGCAUGGGCUGGA
Apus apus (common swift) is the source of this 1596-nucleotide messenger RNA. It is a transcript of the gene KMO, whose product is annotated as kynurenine 3-monooxygenase. Gene Ontology annotation, molecular function: NAD(P)H oxidase H2O2-forming activity; FAD binding; kynurenine 3-monooxygenase activity. Bases 120 to 1547 code for a protein of 475 amino acids. The record is from RefSeq and is a predicted model, not a curated record. Gene Ontology annotation, biological process: L-tryptophan catabolic process; NAD+ metabolic process; quinolinate biosynthetic process. NCBI's taxonomy places the organism in Eukaryota, Metazoa, Chordata, Aves, Apodiformes, Apodidae. Gene Ontology annotation, cellular component: mitochondrial outer membrane. The transcript has 15 exons.